Cyprinus carpio (common carp) is the source of this 2819-nucleotide messenger RNA. RefSeq names its product mitotic spindle assembly checkpoint protein MAD1-like. The record is from RefSeq and is a predicted model, not a curated record. The coding region runs from base 178 to 2211 and encodes 677 amino acids. The transcript is spliced from 18 exons. NCBI's taxonomy places the organism in Eukaryota, Metazoa, Chordata, Actinopteri, Cypriniformes, Cyprinidae. Gene Ontology annotation, cellular component: kinetochore; mitotic spindle; nuclear envelope. Gene Ontology annotation, biological process: attachment of mitotic spindle microtubules to kinetochore; mitotic spindle assembly checkpoint signaling.
CCACACAGGGGGCGCUGUUGUGUUUUUGAGCGAGCCAGCUCUCAUUUCCUCACACAUACGAAGUAGCGGCAUCUCAACCAACGAAAACAAAACUGCUGCAAGUUCAAACUAGAGCAAGCACCAAGAGAGACAGGGCUGUGAAUAGUGAGCAGGGGAGGCUGUCAAGACAUCGUCAAUAUGGACGAUAUGGAGGAUGACACCACAAUAUUCUCAACGCUAAAAUCUUUCAAGAGUUUGAUAUCAUGUCCAGAUCGCUCUUUGCUGGAGACCGAGCCAGCCUAUGGAAGAAGUGACCUUCAGAAGCUCUAUACUAAAAGAGUGGAGUUGGAGGAGGCUGCAGAGCGUGUCCGUUCUCACACUAGCAUGUUGCAGCUCACUCAAGAAAAACAACAGAUGGAGCUUAGUCACAAACGGGCACGUAUAGAGCUGGAGAAAGAGGCACACAGCAGCACCAGAGACUUACAGAGGGAAAUUGACCGUAACAGGGAGUUACUGCUGAAGAUCAGACGUCUGGAAGAAAGAGAAGAGAAAGCAAAUCAAGCUCUUAAUGAACAAACGGAAAACAACAAGGUUUUAAAGCGUAACCUUGAGGAACUCCACAAGAAAGCAAAUGAAAAAGACCGCAAACUUACCGAGGCAGACCAGAUGAUCAGUGAGUUGAACGAUGAGACACGAAGGCUUAAUCAAAAGAUCCAGAUUCAGGAGUCUAAAUUCUCAACCCAGAACCUUGAGAUUCAGGCUCUGCAGGAACAACUGGAUGUGCAGCGCAAGAAGUACCAGGAUGUCAGUCAGAGGUACCACAAUCUGCAGUCAUCUCAUUCCAUCAGCACAGAGAGUGAACUCAAGAUGAAGGAGUUGGAGAGACGUUUGGCUCUUCAGGAGCAAGACUCUGUGAUUGUGAAGAAUAUGAAAUCUGAAAUGGCCAGGCUGCCUGAACUGGAGCGGGAAAUUAAACGUCUGCGGGAGGAAAACACUUUCUUACGAGAGACAAAAGAGAACAACAGUCUGCUGAAAGAAGAGACUGAGGGGUUGAGGAGGAAGCUGGAGAGGGUGGAGAGAGUGAUGGAGGAGAAACUCAAAGCAGAGUUGGAGAAAGAGAAACUGGAGCAAGAGCUGCAGGCUUGGGAAAACAUUGGCCAGGCCGCAGGGCUUAAUAUUAGGAAACCUGAAGAUUUGUCCAGGGAGGUGAUACAAAUUCAGCAGCGAGAACUGAACCUGAAACAGCAAAACUACACACUCAAUAGCAGCAUUCGUUCUGUAGAAAAGGCCCGUGCUGAGCUCCUGCCUGAGAUCGCUCAACUGCGUGCCAAAGCUCAAGAGGAACAGAAGAAACGAGAGAACCAGGAUUCCCUUGUCCGUCGUCUGCAGAAAAGAGUCCUUCUACUCACUAAGGAGCGUGAUGGAAUGAGGGCCAUAUUAGAAUCGUACGACAGCGAGUUGGCCACAAGUGAAUACUCCCCUCAGCUCAUGCUCCGGGUCAAGGAGGCUGAGGACAUGCUGCAGAAAGUCCAGGCACACAAUACUGAGAUGGAGACUCAACUGUCUAAAGCCCAGGAAGAAGCAGGCACCUUCAAAUUACAAGUUCAGAUGGUGACUUCUGAACUUGAAGCUCUGAAAGAGCAGCAGGUGUCUAAUACUGAGAAAAAUGUUUUAGCAACAGCAGAGGAAGUCAGCUCUCUCAGGCAGAAGAUUGAGGAAUUGGAGACAGAACGUCAGCAGCUGGAAGAGCAAAACAACAUUCUGGAAAUGAGACUAGAGAGGCAUAACCUCCAGGGAGACUAUGACCCUGUGAAGACAAAGGUGAUCCACCUGCAAAUGAACCCCACCAGCAUUGCAAAGCAGCAGCGCGCUGAAGAUGUGGAACAGCUGAGGUUGGAGUGUCAGCUCUUGAGGGACCGAAUCCGGAAAAUUGAGGCAGGUGGUGGGGUGACAACAGAUGACACUACCCUCAUCAUCCCACCUUCACAAGAAAUACUGGACUUGCGUAAGCAGAUGGAAAGUGCAGAAUUGAAGAACCAACGCUUGAAGGAAGUGUUCCAGAAGAAGAUUCAAGAGUUCCGUACUGCUUGUUACGUACUUACUGGGUACCAGAUCGACAUCACCAUGGAGAACCAGUACCGGCUCACUUCUGUUUAUGCUGAGCAUAUGGAAGAUUCAUUAUUGUUUAAGGGGUUUUCAGAAAAGAAAGACGCAUUGGUUAGAAGAGCCUGAAGCUUCGUACCACAGUUGGUGGUUUGUUGUUUGACUCACAAUUCUGAGAAGCGUGAAAAUCAAAAGAGGGACUUUAAAACCCAAGGCAAAGGACAGGCGUCUGAAGAACUGCUGUUGUAUUCAACCUCAUCUGAACCAGCUCAGCAGCUCCUCCAGCCUCAGGUGCAUCUGUUUCUCCACAGGUCGUCACAUCCUCUUCAGUCAGUGCAUUUGCUGAGGUGGGUGCAGAUGACGGUGUUCCUACAUUAUAGGAAUAUGACAGUUUUACUUUUAAGCAGGAAGUAGAGAAAAACAAUGACCUAGAAUAACUCCAUCAAUCAUUGUGGUAACAAGUACGCUAGUAUGUUGAGUGUCAGCCCCUGAGAUGUGACUGCACUGUAUACUCUCCGUUGAUAAAGUAAGAUUGGAGAGUUUUUAUUUAGGCCUAUUUAUUUUUUUAUAGAUGAGCAGAGUUCAGGUAACACUUUGAACUUGCAGACAGAUUGCAUAGUAUGUGAGAGUAAAUCAAAUGAAUGUUUUCAUAAUGUCUUGAAAUACACCCUUGUGUACUUUCUUUACUUCAUAGUGCACUUUUGUUUAUGGUUGCAUAUAUAAAUGGCUUUUUAUUU